AAGAGGAAGAAAAAUGCUAGUGCAAAGCUUUAUAGAGAGGCUUAGGCCCCUUGUGGGGAGCAAGGGCUGGGAUUACAUCGUGUUAUGGAAGCUUAGCGAUGAUAACAGGUCGAUUGAGUUGAAGGAUUGCUGUUGCGCUGGACGGGAUAACAACGCGCACGAGCUUGGUUUCGAUGUUUCUUCUAGCCCUCCUUGUAGAGAUGUGAUGUAUCCUCAUCCAAGGGUCAAGUCCUGUGAUUUACUAGACCUCAUUCCUUCAUCCAUGGUCCUCGAUUCUGGAGUGCAUGCACAAACCUUGUGUUCAAACCAACCUAGUUGGCUCAAUUACUCACACAGCACAGAUUCAAGCCUCUCAUCACAAGAAGCAAUUGGAACUCGAGUUUUGAUCCCGUUGUCUGUGGGACUAGUGGAGCUGUUCGUGGCUGAAGAGGUGGCUGAAGACAAAGGGGUGAUGGAUCUGAUCCGGGUGCAGUGCAGCAUCGCGUUGGAGCAGCAGACAAUGAGCAACUCGGGGACAACGAAUUCCUUCUCCUCAGCCCUCUUCCAGCAGCAGAUGUCAUCACCUGACUUGCCUAAUGACAUCUCUGUUGACAGGAUCCAGCUCUCUGACAGCAUGUUCCUCGAAGGGGACCAUUGCAUCUUCACCCCAUCGAUGGAGAACGCAUUCCAGGAGGCGAGCAGGGGGACCAAGUGGGUGGAGGAGGACAACAGAUCUGAUGAUUCGGACGAGGAUGAUCCCAAGUACAGGAGGAGGAGUGGGAAGGGGCCCCAGUCGAAGAAUCUGGAGGCCGAGAGGAAGAGGAGGAAGAAGCUAAAUGACAGGCUUUACGCCCUACGUGCACUGGUGCCUAACAUCUCCAAGUUGGACAGAGCCUCGAUCCUAGGGGAUGCGAUUGAGUAUGUGAAGGAGCUGCAGAAGCAGGCGGACGACUUGAAGCUGAAGCUGGAGCUGGAGCAGCAGUCAGACGAUGAUCAUGAUGAGAGUGCAAAGAAGACAGCGGAGGAAGGCUCGUUUCCACAGAUUCAGAAACGCGGCCCUAAGCGUGAGCAGGAGAGCCUCUCCACUGGCUAUCAUACAAACAAGAGUGAUCAGCAGAUGGAGCCUCAAGUGGAGGUGUACCAAGUAGAUGGGAAGGAGUUCUUUGUCAAGGUUUUUUGUGAACAUAAAUGUGGUGGUUUUGUGAGAUUGAUAGAGGCCUUGUAUGCAAUGGGACUCGAAGUAGACAAUGUCAACACAACGAGGCACACUUGCUUGGCUUCCACCAUCUUUAAAGUUGAGAGGAAGAAUGAGGAGACUGUGGAAGCUGACGAUGUGAAGGAGUCGUUGCUGGAGCUUACUAGGAAUCCAUGGCCGAAUAACGGUGCAGAUGUGGAAUCGGAAACCGGGAACGACAUGGAUGCUAUGAAUCACUACUGCCACAUGAAUUCUCGACAUCAUCUACAUUGAUUUACUCUCUCUUUUAUUCUCUCCCAAAGCUAGUAAAAACACACACACACAGUCAUAGAAUAAUGAGACUAUUCCUUACUUUAUGCAUGGAAAGUGUUGAUGGAUUUGUUGUUUGCCACAUGCCUUAUUUACUAAUAUGAAAUCACCUUCAAUCGAUUA
Salvia splendens (bonfire salvia) is the source of this 1606-nucleotide messenger RNA. It is a transcript of the gene AMS, whose product is annotated as basic helix-loop-helix (bHLH) DNA-binding superfamily protein. The record is from RefSeq and is a predicted model, not a curated record. Lineage: Eukaryota; Viridiplantae; Streptophyta; Magnoliopsida; Lamiales; Lamiaceae. Gene Ontology annotation, cellular component: nucleus. Bases 14 to 1447 code for a protein of 477 amino acids. Gene Ontology annotation, biological process: regulation of DNA-templated transcription. The transcript is spliced from 8 exons. Gene Ontology annotation, molecular function: DNA-binding transcription factor activity; protein dimerization activity; sequence-specific DNA binding.